AUGUCGAGAAAUACUUCUCACUUCGAAAAAUAUGCCAUUGGUAUUUACAAUCCCAUUGAAGUGGGAUCAAUUGACCGAACAGAUACCGAACCACACGAUCGUGCAAUCAUUCGGGCUAUCCUAUCUGAGUAUAUACCAAACAAGAUGGUUAAGGGAGACCCUGAGUAUACAAUAUUUAUAGCCCGACUUAAUCCUAGAACUACACAGGAUACUAUUGAAACAGAAUUCUCUAAGUUUGGAAAAGUGAAAAGGUGUCGCCUUGUAAAAGACAUUGUCACAGGGAAAUCAAAAAAAUAUGCAUUUUUAGAAUAUGAAAGUGGGCACAGUGUGGAGAAAGCACUUAAAGAAAUGCAUCAUGAAUACAUAGAUGGAGCUGAAAUCAUUGUCGAAAGAGAAGCAGAGCGGAGACUACAAGGGUGGAAACCUCGUAGGCUUGGAGGAGGUUUUGGUGGCAGGAGAGAAUCUGGACAGUUACGAUUUGGAUGUAUUGAAAGACCAUUCCGAAAACCAUAUUAUGUUGCUGCAAAAAAUGAACCCGGGCCAAGCAGCCAUUGA
This is a messenger RNA of Pieris macdunnoughi, 555 nucleotides long. The record is from the annotation of a GenBank genome assembly. NCBI's taxonomy places the organism in Eukaryota, Metazoa, Arthropoda, Insecta, Lepidoptera, Pieridae.